This is a messenger RNA of Castor canadensis (American beaver), 419 nucleotides long. Lineage: Eukaryota; Metazoa; Chordata; Mammalia; Rodentia; Castoridae. The record is from RefSeq and is a predicted model, not a curated record.
GGCGGCGCCCGGUGCACCGGUCCACAUCCUCCUUCUGCUCAGCCUUUAAUUAUAGGUUUGCGGGACCAUGGACAAGCCGGGGCUCACGGCCUCUCUGGUGGCUGGUGGAGUAGCAGGUGUCUCUGUUGACUUGAUAUUAUUUCCUCUGGAUACCAUUAAAACCAGGCUGCAGAGUCCCCAAGGAUUUAAUAAGGCUGGUGGUUUUCGUGGAAUAUAUGCUGGCGUUCCUUCUGCUGCUAUUGGAUCCUUUCCUAAUGCUGCUGCAUUUUUUCUCACCUAUGAAUAUGUGAAAUGGUUUUUGCACACUGAUUCAGCUUCCUGUUUCGUGCCUGUGAAGCACAUGUUGGCUGCCUCUGCUGGAGAAGUGGUAAGUAACAAGUUACGUGAAUAAAUAUUUCAGAAAUGCAAAUCGUGCAUGU